AUGGCCUCAUUAACCCGCACCAUGCUCCUGCGCGGCCCAGCGCAGCGGGCGCUCUCGUCGUCGUCAUCCCGAGCGAGUCUUCUUCCUCUCCUGCGGCCUCUCAGCACCACCACAGCGCUGCGAGCCACCGUCGGCAAUGCGCCGCCCAUGGAGCCGCACAAGCAGCGCCCCUCCAACGCCGAGAUGGGCGUGGGCGAGAUCGAGGGCGCCGACUUCCGCAUCCAGCCCAUGCGCCGGGUGGGCGAGGACGACCGGACGAUGCGCGCGCGGUUGGUGUACCAGUCCCGCAAGCGCGGAACCCUCGAGUCCGACCUGCUGCUGUCCACCUUCGCCGACACCUACCUGCCGACCAUGAGCCGCGAGCGGAUGGCGCAGUACGACAUGUUCCUCGACGAGAACGACUGGGACAUCUACUACUGGGCGACGCAGGAGGCGCCGUCGCCCGUCGCCGACGCCGUCAGCAGUAACAACAACACUUCCUCCAUUUCUUCAUCCUCAACCUCAACACAAACACAACCAACAACCACAACAGACACCUCCUCACCCACCUACGGCAGCGGCGCUGAAGCCGCGACCGCCGAAUCCCACCACUCCACGGCCGCUACCUCGACGGGCGGCCAGGCGCGCGAAGCCGACUACAACGACACCAAAGCCAACCCGGGCGCUAACGCCGUGGCGGCCGCGGCCGCUGCGUCCGAGGAGCCGUACCGCAAGCCGGGCGAGGGCGAGUGGGCGCAGACGGUGGGGACGUUCAAGCCGGCGUACCGGCCGGUGCCGGUGCGGUGGCGCGACAGCGAGGUGCUGGCGCUGCUGCGGGAGCAUGUCAAGAGGCGGGCUAGCCAGGAAGGGGGGAUGGCUUUUAUGCCUGCGCUGCAGUCGUAG
Anthostomella pinea is the source of this 882-nucleotide messenger RNA. The record is from the annotation of a GenBank genome assembly. Lineage: Eukaryota; Fungi; Ascomycota; Sordariomycetes; Xylariales; Xylariaceae.